UCAAACUUUUUAUUAUUCAAAACCAGAAGUGCUAGUUUCGCAAGCCCUAACACUUUACACUUUGCAACUCUUUCAAUCUUCCAAACUCAUUUCUGCUCCAUGGAGCCACUUGAAUCUCCAUUCAAGAUAAUAUUGGGAUCAUCUUCGAUUGCACGUCGAAAAAUAUUAUCUGAAAUGGGAUAUGAGUUUACUCUCAUGUCUGCAGAUAUAGACGAGAAAGCUAUCCGGACCGAAAAACCAGAAGAGUUGGUGAUGGCUCUUGCAAAGGCAAAGGCUGAUGCCAUUGUCUCCAAGCUUCAGACUAGCAAGGACAUGACACCAAGCGUUCUAAUUGCGGCUGAUACAGCAGAAGGUAACCCAAAGCGCCAUAUUGUUGAAGACAAGGAUGCCGAGCCAACACUACUAAUUACUUGUGACCAAGUGGUGGUCUAUGAAGGUAUGAUAAGGGAGAAGCCUGAAAGUGAAGAAGAAGCACGCCAAUUUAUUAAAGGGUAUUCUGGCAAGCAUGCUGCAACUGUUAGCUCUGUUUUGGUUACAAACCUCAAGAAUGGAUUCACAAAAGGGGACUUUGACAAAGUAGAGAUUCAUUUCCACGAGAUACCGGACCAUGUUAUUGAUAAGCUGCUUGAAGAGGGGCUUGUGCUCAAAGUUGCUGGAGCAUUGAUAAUUGAACAUCCUUUGAUUGUUCCAUAUGUCAAAGAUGUGAUAGGGACGACUGAUAGUGUGAUGGGACUCCCUAAAUCUUUGACCGAGAAAUUACUAAAUGAGGCUAUGAAGGCAUGAGUUUGGAUUCAUGAGGAGCAUCAUCACUAAUAAUUUACAAAAUGUUGAUAUGAUUGUAUCCGACACUCCAUUGGUGAUGUUAAUGUUAUCUGAGACCAUGCUGAAAAAUCCGAUUGUUAUGUUGUUUCUAUGUGCAAUGUCUACUUGGUAUUAGAGUAAAUAACAAACAUGGAAUUCUAUUCUAAUAGUGUUGCUUGCUAGAGGCCUAUCCUUGAUGUAAGUGAGAUUUUUGCUUCGAGAGACAUUCGUUGCGUAAUGAUAGAUCAGUUGAGGAAAUUGAAAUUUGGAUAUCGUAUUUGUUACAUUAUCAAUUAUAGGGCAACUAUUAUAAAUCUUUCCUUUGUGUGUU
Messenger RNA from Erigeron canadensis, 1132 nucleotides. RefSeq names its product 7-methyl-GTP pyrophosphatase. Bases 100 to 783 code for a protein of 227 amino acids. The transcript is spliced from 10 exons. The record is from RefSeq and is a predicted model, not a curated record. Lineage: Eukaryota; Viridiplantae; Streptophyta; Magnoliopsida; Asterales; Asteraceae. Gene Ontology annotation, molecular function: nucleoside triphosphate diphosphatase activity.